ACCGGACAUGAGUUUACCGAUCUUGAUCUCACUCAAGAAAAGAGACGCUAAUCUUUUCCUAACGGCAGUCGGUCCGGUCGGUCGGCAGUUCACUCAUGUACAAACAUCUUCAUUUAUGUCUAUGUCAUGCGAUGUGACGAUACGUUCGCUCCAAUGAUGACGGCUGAUCGUGUCGACGCUUCUUUUACAUUGAAAAAGGAAGAGUAUGUCUGCAACGACAGCGACAGCGACAGCGACAGUGACAAUAUCUCAUCUAUGCCCUUACCGUCGCUCUCUAGAAAUCAUUCCGUCAUUGUUGACGAAUCCAACAAUGACUUUUUACGUCUCUCUACAAUGGUCCGGACUGUAUAUUGGUCUUAUCUUCACAAGUGCUUACUUAGUAAUUAUGCAACUUGUUGCAAACAAAGUGAUGCCGACACAUCAAGCAUCCAAGUGAAAAAGUAUACGGACCAAAUGGAGCUGCAUGCUGUCCAGUUGGCGUUGGAAGCUAGUCUAUACAGACGAAAUAUGCUGAGAAUGAUUGCAGAUGUCAAGUCGCAUACAGUCAACAAGAAGGUGUAUAAGAAAUUGGUCAUAUUUUUAGAAACACCUAAUGACAGAAUUGACAUUGGCAUACAAACAGAUGACACGUCGAUGGACUUGGAAGGGACAAAUGUGUCGCCGUCGCAAGUUAACAAUUUCGGCGAAAGCAGAAACGCCACGAAAGAUUCUUGCGACGAGACGGAUACGCAUAGCGUUGCGAAAGAAGAAUCUAACGAAGCUAGUCAAGCAUUUGAGAGUCGGAUCGAUUCGAAUACCAUCGGAAAUGAAGAUGAACAUUCCCAAGACUCCUUGUUACAACAUAUGGAGGAUAUGUUUUGCGAAAGCGACGAUAGUAGUGAUCUCACGAGAUUAAUUGAGAAACAUUCUGGUGUUACUAAAGCAAAUAUCGAUAAGGAAAUCAACAAGAUAUGCUUGGAAGCGGACAUUAUUGCGAGCUCCAACCUUUUUGGUGUUCCAGUAGGUAAUAGUGUUUCGAAUGUACCAGCAAAGGCAAAUACAAGUGAAGGGAAAAUUAGCUUUAGUCGCUAUAAGGAAAUGCAAAGGAGAUCCAUUAAAUCGAAUUCAUUAAAUGAGACGCUAUCGACAGAGAGCAAGCAAAAGCAGAAAGCAAAUGCUAUUUGGUUUGUCGAGCGUGUGCAUCAAGUUUCGAAAUUAAAAACUAAGAUGACCGAGUUAUCGCUCACUAAUUAUCGAAGAUAUGGUAGAGUAAAGGAUAAGUUUCUUCAUCUAUUUGGGGAGUUUGAGGAAGACGAAAUGAUGCCGGAUUCACCGAUCUGUAUAGAGGAACAUUUACCGGCUUGCAAAGAAAGAAUUGCACCUUGGAUUGUCAAGUACUUGAUGCCAUUCUACAAAAAGAGAAGAAUUAAAAACCGUCAGCUUUUCAAAGCUGUCGCAAAGUACAUCACAGAUAAGCUUAUUAUAGAGAAUACAUUUCCAGAACAAGAGUGCGUAAGUAAGUAUAUAGAAGGUUACUUCAGGAACAAGAAAUUUAUUAAGACUAAACAGGAUAUAUAUCUAUAAAAGAAUCUCUAGAUAUUUAUUUAGACUUGUGCAACGUAAACAGGGUUGGGUAAGUUACUUGAUAAAAGUUUCUACGGUUACACUUUUUUCUUUUCGCUAAAAAUCCAACUAGUUAUCGAGCAAAUGUAACCGAGUUAAGUUACAGUUACCAAAAAAAGUAACCCAAUCCUGAACAUAAAUUAGUGAAAUGUAGAAAUUACACUAAUAUAGAGACCAUUAUUGUCUUGCCCAACAUUUUUCAUGUAUCAAUUGUGCAUUACACAAUCAAUAUAUGAAUUAUACAUGUGUGUACGACAGUGUAAAUAUUCAUGAAUAAAACAAAUUCUGCCAUCAUCUA
Messenger RNA from Vollenhovia emeryi, 1900 nucleotides. RefSeq lists its product as uncharacterized. The record is from RefSeq and is a predicted model, not a curated record. NCBI's taxonomy places the organism in Eukaryota, Metazoa, Arthropoda, Insecta, Hymenoptera, Formicidae. The coding region runs from base 127 to 1563 and encodes 478 amino acids. The transcript is spliced from 5 exons.